GCUCAGUAUGAGAACCCCCCACACAUCUACGCGCUUGCUGACAACGUGUACAGGAACAUGAUGAUUGACAGCGAGAACCAGUGUGUCAUCAUCAGCGGUGAGAGUGGAGCUGGAAAAACUGUUGCUGCCAAGUACAUCAUGAGCUAUGUGUCCAAAGUGUCCGGAGGAGGCGACAAAGUCCAGCAUGUUAAAGACAUCAUAUUGCAGUCCAAUCCCCUGCUGGAGGCCUUCGGUAACGCCAAGACAGUCCGCAACAACAACUCCAGCAGAUUUGGUAAAUACUUUGAGAUCCAGUUCGGUCGUGGAGCUCCUGAUGGAGGGAAAAUUUCAAACUUCCUGUUGGAGAAAAGUCGAGUCAUCUCACAGAAUCCUGGAGAGAGAAACUUCCACAUCUACUACCAGCUUUUGGAGGGGGCUACUAGUGAGCAGAGGGAGAACCUCGGGGUGACAACCCCUGACUAUUACUUCUACCUGAACCAAUCAGGAACGUACACGGUGGAGGAUGUCAAUGACAAGAAAGAGUUCUCUGAUACCAUGGAGGCCAUGUCAGUAGUGGGUCUCUCUAUGGACGAUCAGGAUGCAGUUCUUCAGCUGGUUGCAGGAAUUCUUCAUUUAGGAAACAUCAGCUUCAGAGAGGAGAACAACUACGCUGUGGUGGAGAGCCAGGACUUCCUGGCUUUCCCAGCCUUCCUGUUGGGGAUCCCUCAGGACGGCCUCUGCAGUAAGCUGACCAGCAGGACCAUGGACAGUAAGUGGGGCGGAAAGACCGAGUCCAUCUCUGUGACCCUGAACACUGAGCAGGCCAGCUUCUCCAGAGACGCGUUGUCCAAGGCCCUGUACACACGCCUGUUCGACUUCCUGGUUGAUUGUAUCAAUAAAGCUAUGGAGAAGGAGCAGGAGGAUCUUACCAUUGGAGUCCUCGACAUCUACGGCUUUGAGAUCUUUCAGAGAAACGGCUUUGAGCAGUUCUGCAUCAACUUUGUGAACGAGAAGCUGCAGCAGAUUUUCAUUGAGCUCACACUGAAGGCAGAACAGGAGGAGUACGUUCAGGAGGGGAUCAAGUGGUCACCCAUCGAGUACUUUAACAACAAAGUGGUCUGUGACCUGAUUGAGUCCAAACUGAAUCCUCCUGGGCUGAUGAGCAUCCUUGACGACGUGUGUGCGACGAUGCACGCUAAAGGUGAGGGGGCGGAUCAGACGCUGCUGCAGAAGCUUCAGGGUCAAAUCGGAUCGCACGAACACUUCAGCAGCUGGAACAAAGGAUUCAUCAUCCAUCACUACGCCGGCAAGGUGUCGUAUGACGUCAGUGGUUUCUGUGAGAGGAACAGAGACGUGUUGUUUAAUGACAUCAUCGAGUUGAUGCAGAGCAGUGAGUUUCCGUUCAUCAAAGCUCUGUUUCCUGAGAACCUGGAGGCGGAGAAGAAGGGGCGUCCAAGCACCGCCAGCAGUAAGAUCAAGAAACAAGCCAACAGUCUGGUGCAGACUCUGAUGAAAUGCACCCCCCACUACAUCCGCUGCAUCAAACCCAACGAGACCAAAAAGCCCAGAGACUGGGAGGAGACCCGGGUCAAACAUCAGGUGGAGUACCUAGGUCUGAGAGAGAACAUCAGAGUCCGCCGGGCUGGAUACGCCUACAGACGAGUCUUCAACAAGUUCCUGCAGAGGUACGCCAUCCUGACCAAAGAGAGCUGGCCUAAGUGGAGGGGCGAGCAGCGUCAGGGAGUCCUGCACCUCCUGAAGUCGGUCCACAUGGACCAGGACCAGUUCCAGCUCGGAAAGACCAAAGUGUUCAUCAAAGCUCCAGAGUCGGUGAGAAACAUUGGCACGGCUCAGGAAGAUGGGUUUUGGGCUGUGAACCUGGUGUCAUUGUAGACAGUAAACACCGGG
This is a messenger RNA of Labrus bergylta (ballan wrasse), 1887 nucleotides long. Lineage: Eukaryota; Metazoa; Chordata; Actinopteri; Labriformes; Labridae. The record is from RefSeq and is a predicted model, not a curated record.